This is a messenger RNA of Clarias gariepinus (North African catfish), 6596 nucleotides long. RefSeq names its product nucleus accumbens-associated protein 1 (gene nacc1a). The coding region runs from base 573 to 2240 and encodes 555 amino acids. Gene Ontology annotation, biological process: regulation of transcription by RNA polymerase II. Gene Ontology annotation, molecular function: protein binding; DNA-binding transcription factor activity, RNA polymerase II-specific; RNA polymerase II cis-regulatory region sequence-specific DNA binding. Lineage: Eukaryota; Metazoa; Chordata; Actinopteri; Siluriformes; Clariidae. The transcript has 6 exons. The record is from RefSeq and is a predicted model, not a curated record.
GUGUGUGUGUGUGUGUGUGUUGGUGUCCCCCCCCGCCCGCUGAGCUCAGUGGUUCAGUCCGGCUCGCCUGCGUUUGUCCCGGGAUGACCUGUUGAUGUCUGUACAAUAAGACACGGUGCGGCGGUACAGCACACACACACACACACACACCGGGAGAAAAUGUGAACAAGUUUAGAUGUCGGUGUUGUACCGGAGCGGGGGGGUUUAGUGCGCGCGCGGGAACGAACCGGAUCUACACCGGAUUUAUUUUCCGCCGUCAGGAACCGAAGCGCGUGGACGAACCGCGGUGUGUGCAGGCCUUCGGACUCUGCGCGCGCCACAGGACCUGUGCUGCAGUGGCACACACACACACACACGGGACAGCGGCACGCGCAUGCUGAGCUCCGCGGAUUUCCCGUGUGCCACAUAAACACUCUGUUUUGGCGUCGCCCUGCGCGCGCGCGCACACACACACACACACACACACCGACUGCCUGUCUGGCACACCGCGGGCACGGCCGGCCCGAGCACCGGAGCUGCAGCCCGAUCAGCGCGAGGCCUGAGAUUUCCGCGGUGGUGCCGGCCGUAGCGCCAUGGCUCAGACCCUUCAGAUGGCGAUCCCCAACUUUGGCAACAACGUCCUGGAGUGUCUGAACGAGCAGCGGCUGCAGGGCCUGUACUGCGAUGUGUCCGUGGUAGUGAAAGGCCACGCCUUCAAGGCGCACCGGGCCGUACUGGCGGCCAGCAGCGCAUACUUCCGUGACCUGUUCAACAGCGGCGCCGGCAGCAAGGCCCCAUCUGUGGUGGAGCUGCCGCCCGCCGUACAGCCGCAGAGCUUCCAGCAGAUCCUGGCCUUCUGCUACACGGGCCGCUUGAGCAUGAACGUCGGAGAUCAGUUCCUUCUCAUGUACACCGCCGGCUUCCUGCAGAUCCAGCAGAUCAUGGAGAAGGGCACGGAGUUCUUCCUGAAGGUCAGCUCACCCAGCUGCGACUCCCAGGGCCUCCACGUGGAGGAGACGCCGCCAUCUGAACCUCAGAGUCCCGUCACUCAGACGACCGCCGGCGUCUCAGCCAACGGUGGAGGAGGAGGGGUCCCGGUCCAAGCCACGUCCGCCAGUCGCCCCGCCUCCUGCCUCACCCCGCUGCCUUUGGUGUCCCGAGUGAAGGCGGAGCAACCCGAGGUCUCGCCGUACUCAGUGGUCUGCACUCCGGUGGCGAAGCGUCUUUGGGAAGGCGGGAGUCGGGACGGUACCGGAGCGUCCGGAGGAUCCGGCGGACGCAAAGCGGCACGCUUUUCCCAAGAGAUGUCGCGCACUAGCGCGAUCCAGCCGCAGGGACUGGCUGUAGGAUUGGGCGUGGCACCCGGAGGCCAUACCGCCAACGGGAACGGCUCCAGCAGCAGCGCCACCCCAGAGGGCACCAGCCCUGGCACGGUGAGCGCCUACGCCAGCGACUCGCCUAUCUCUUAUCACGACGAUGACGAGGAGGAAGAGGCGGCGGAGGACGGCGCGGAGGAGCAGUACAGGCAGAUCUGCAACAUGUACACCAUGUACAGCAUGCUCAACAUGGGCGCCGCAGCAGGCGAGCGAGUAGAGGCUCUGCCGGACCACUCGGAGACUCGGAGUCGGAUGCGCGGGCGUCAGGACCUGGCGUCGCUCCCUGCAGAGCUCAUCGCUCAGAUUGGAAAUCGCUGCCACCCUAAACUGUACGAGGAGGGCGACCCCGCCGAGAAACUGGAGCUGGUCACAGGAACUGGUGUGUUUAUCUCCAGAGCUCAACUGAUGAACUGUCAUGUCAGUGCAGGAACCCGACACAAAGUUCUGCUGAGGAGACUGCUGGCUGCGUUCUUCGACAGGAGUACUCUGGCGAACAGCUGUGGGACGGGGAUUCGCUCGUCUACUAAUGACCCGAGCCGUAAGCCGUUGGACAGCCGCGUCCUCCACGCUGUUAAAUAUUACUGCCAGAACUUCGCGACGAGCUUUAAGGAGAGCGAGAUGAACGCCAUCGCGGCGGACAUGUGCACUAACGCUCGCCGCGUGGUGAGGAAGAGCUGGAUCCCUAAACUCAAGCUGCUGAUGGCCGAGAGCGACGCGUACGCGAGCUUCCUCCCCGACGCCGUCAAGAUGGAGGCCGAGGGUCUGGGGGCCGACCCCGCCUUCGAGGCGGCCGAUCUCGAGGGCGGAGCCUCUUUGGAGACCACGCCCUCGUCCGGGGAAUCGCUGCAGGGCGUGGCCGGAGACGCCGGCGCGCUGUUCCAGUGAGCUGGCCAGUACUGAGAAGCCCCGCCCCCUGACCCAUGUCUCCGCCCUGCAGCCGGUCAGCGUGACUCUGUAGGUGCGGUGUAACAGAGACGCUCGUUAUUUUCUUCCUUCAUCUAUUUUUUUUUUUUUUUUUUUUUCCUCAGAUAACUUUUUUUUUUUUUUUUUUUUUGCACAGAAGCUACUCGGCUUCUUCACGCUUUAUAAAUCUGUAUAUCAUGUGACAUGUUUUUGUAGUUCACCUGCAUAUCUUAAACACACACACACACACACACACACUCCCCCUUCAUCAACACUGUAGUCGAUUAGUUGAAUGUAAACUGCAGCACCACACGCUGGUGUCGAGACUCACCGAUUGAAUUUAGACAGAGAGAGUCGUCGUCACUGAAGAGAGAGACAGACGGACAGACAGACAGACAGACAGACAGACGGACGGACAGACAGACAGACAGACAGACAGUGGAGUAUGCAGUUUAUUGUCUACAAUUUGGAAAGAAUUUCUUUUCCUCCUCCACUUUUCCUCCAAAAUUGUUAGAAUGAAAGCAGGAGAGAAAGGAAGAGUUCUGUCCAUUGUCUCUCUCUCCUACAUGUGUGUGUGUGUGUGUGUGUGUGUGGUGGCUCCUGAGUUCUCGUAUGGACAGAGUCCUAUUUUAAAAACGUUUAUUUUUGUUCAGAUAAAAUUAGAGAACCGUUAUGUUAAUUGUUUACCGUGUGUGUGUCGGAGGAGUGUGUGUGUGUCGGAGGAGUGUGUGUGUCGGAGGAGUGUGUGUGUCGGAGGAGUGUGUGUGUCGGAGGAGUGUGUGUGUCGGAGGAGUGAAGAGAAAGUGUUUAUGUCCUGAUGUCAGAGCUGUCGUUCCUGUGUGUGUGUGUGUGUGUGUGUGUGGAGUCACUCUGAUUGAAUCUGAAUCACGCAGUAACUCCUGAGGCUCUGCAUGAAAGAUGAGAGCUGUGUAAUAGUCUAAACCUCGACCAAUCAGGAUGCGGAGCCGGGUCUACUCGUGUGUCAAUCAUGCUUCUUAUAGGCCCAGAAAGCUCCGCCCUCUGGCACCAAAAUCAGGCUAUCCAGUGGGUGGUGUUUAGAGGGCGGGGCCUUGUACACAUCUCUGGAGCUUUGAUUAGCUGCAGCUGACCACGCCCUUUAUUAAAUGACUAAUUUAUUCAUGAAUAAUUAAUGAACGGUGUUUAAUUGCGCUGCUUCACUUCAUAAGUGUUUCAGUAAAAUAUUACUUUUAGUGAUUUGAUGAACACAGAGUGUACAGGGGCGUGACACACCUGCUGGAGCACAGAGUGUGUGUGUGUGUGUGUGUGUGUGUGUCCUCACUGUGGCCUCCUACUCUUGUGUACUUGUAAGCACACACACACACACACACACAGGGAGGGGAGGGGAAAGUUGUGCUUCCUAUUGUUACGAUCACCCUGCUGUCUUAAAGACGUGGUGAUUGUGUGUGUGUGUGUGUGUGUGUGUGUGUGUGUUUGCGUGCACGACUUCGGGGGUUUACAUAGUGUGUGUGUUUCAAAAGAGAAAGGGUGUGUGUGUGUGUGUGAUUGAGCUGCUCUGUAUGGCCCUGUUUGGUCAGCUGUGUGUGUGUGUGUGUGUGUGUGUGUGUGUGUGUGUGUGUGUGUAUUCUUUGCACAUACUUGGCUCUGUGUGCUUGCAUGUGGGUGACGCCUGAUUGAGAUUUAAGGUGUGUUUGUUUCUCCUGUGUGUGUGUGUGUGUGUGUGUGUGUGUGUGUGUGUGUGUGUGUGUGUGUGUGUGUGUCACUGGGCGGGGCUGUUUGGAGGUGUUACAGUUGAAAGCUUUUUUGACUUUGCAUAUCUGUGAUCAAGAGCAGAGUCGCACCUCACCGUCCAGCUUCACUUCAUCCUCCUCAUCCUCACACCACAGCCUGUGUGAACUCUCAGGCGGGAGUGUGUGUGUGUGUGUGUGUGUGUGUGUGUGUGUGUGUGUGUGUGUCUGUGUGUGUGUAAGGAGUCUCCAGUAUGAGUGAGGUGAAGCCGGAGUGGUACACCCUAAGGAGCUCACACUUUACUGUGGUCCCUCAGUCACAUGACCGUGUGUGUGUGUGUGUGUGUGUGUGUGUGUGUGUGUGUGUGUGUGCACAGCUGCUGUGACGUCAGACUCGUCUUACAAACACUAAUGUCACUGUACACAGAUAAGAGAUGUUUAUUAAUAAAUUAGACCCUGUGUGUGUGUGUGUGUGUGUGUGUGUGUGGAACCUUGAGGUCGCCCCCUGAUGGCGUGUCUGCAGCACUACAGCUCUGUACAGUCAGUUCACCCUCUUUACUCAGACCUGAGAGACCUGACUACAGAACACAUACACACACACACACACGCGCACACACACACACACCUCAUCUACAGGGAUCAUUUCUAUUAUUUCAGCCCACACCGUGUCUAUAUGAUGAGUAUAUAAGAUCCAACACACACACACACAAAACACACCCUACAGAGUGCGCCCUGCUAAGUGCACUAGAUGCCCAAUAGGGUUGUGUUGAUCUAAACUAAUUACACAUUAACGGGGCAUCAGUUACUUUAUUCAGGCUUUAGACAAUAAAGACCCGGUGACUUCAUCAUUUCACUUAGAGUUUAUUUCUGUUUAUGUUUAUUAUUGACCCUCGGAGUCGGAGUUGAGCGGUGAGAGGCAGAAGGGAAAAAAAUCUGUUUAAACAAGACAUAAGAUCAAAUUAGUUGAUCUAAAAAAUUGUAUUUAAAAAAAAAAAACAAUCAUGAUGAAGUGGCACAGAGUGAUGCAGACGACUGUGGGGUGCCAAUACAAUUGCACACUCAGUUAACUGAUCAGUGAGUGAAUCAGUGACCAAGAAUUAUAUUUACAAAGUCUGUAUUGUCCAAAACAAGUCUCCAAAAUACCUUUAGUGUGUGUGUGUGUGUGUGUGUGUGUGUGUGUGUGUAGGAGUGUGUGUGUGUGUGUGUGUGUGUGUGUGGUAAAUGGAGCAUUGCACCUUCUUUCGUAGACUGAACUUGUGUGUUUUGCACCUUUCUGUGAGUCUGUGGAUUUCGUGCACCUUGUUUUUGUAAAAAGUCAGUUGGAGAAUAAAAGUGUGUGAGGGAGAGAGAGAGCGCAGGGGGAGGAGCCUGUCUAACCCAUAAUGUAAAUAUAGGCGAGACUGUUGAGGAGGUUUGUCCUGAGUGUGUGUGUGUGUGUGUGUGUGUGUGUGUGUGUGUGUGUGUGUGUGUGUGAGAGACGUUUCUCCUCGCUUAGUGCUGAACAUCACAGCGAUGAUUGAGAACAACUUUGUUUUUUUUUUCUAAGUGUUUUGUUUCUUCUGCGUCUGAGUUUUAGUCCGACUUUGCGCUUCCCAGACUGUAAUCAGACUUCAGUCCUGAGGCUGAACAGCUGCAUCCAGAUGUUUCCAUUAGUAAAGUUAUAGAAUAGCACAGCUGUUUGUUUUUGUUUAACAUAAACAUGUGAUGAUGUAACUAAUGCGCAGCAGGAGACAGUAGGAGGCGCUGUAACCCUCGCGCUAUUUUUGAUAAUUUUGAGAUAGUUUUAGAUGAUCAGAGGCUGUUUCUGUUACUGUGGCCUCCAUUUUGAUUUACACACACACACACACACACAUACACACACAGAGGCCCUGCGUGGCUCUCGCGCUCCCCCUGCUGUACAGUCUUGUGCACUACACCAAGUGGACUCUAGAGGGCGCUGUGUUCACUUUAACUCUUUAACAGAUGUCUCUCUCACACACACACACACACACACACACAGGAACACGAGUUAGAUUUUGUUUACAUUAUUUUGAGGGGAAAAAACGAUGUUGCCUGAAGUUUCAUGUUUAUUUGAGUUUUGUAAAGUUUUGCCUAAAGAGUGUGUUUUUAUACGAGUGAGGGACCAGAGUCGUGCGAGCGGACGCGUCGUUUUAUUACUUUUUGGUUUUUAUUGUCUGAUUAAAGUCUCCACGCCUAAACAUGCACCUUUAAAUGAGGGGGGGGGUUAUUUUAUUAGAUUGAGUUUUAUUUGUUUGUUUGUUUGUUUGUUUUUUUACCUUCCUGACCCACGGCACCUUGAUGGCGGCGGCGACGCCCGCGCAGGCCGGAGACAGAACCGUCUGAUUGUUUAAGCCCCACCCCCUUUUAUUUCUACAAAUCCAUUCUGGGCUGCUGUGCAUUCUGGGACAGCGACCGGGGACUGAGUGGUGUGUUUAUCAUGUCAAUCAGAUCACAGACACACACACACACACACACACACACACACACUCGUCUCUGCAGUACCUCUUCUGUUCCCGUGUACCUCAGAAUCCUGCCUUUAACCAGUUUUCCUCAGCGUGCGGUCGGAGCGGUGAAAUCUACAUAACUGACAUUUUGUAAUAAAUGAAUAGAUAAAUAAAUAAAUUAAUCUUGG